CGGAAAAGACCCAAAUCCCGUCGUUUCUUUUCUCCCCGCACCGCACCGCACCGGCGCACCACCACCUGACUGACACCAAGGGCGCCGCCGCCGCCGUAGCCCCUCUUCUUCAGCGGGGUUCGUUCAACGGCGGGUUACUGUCUCCGCUCCCUGCUUCCGUUGAGCACCCGGUGCAGGCUACGUCCUCAAUCCCCGGGCAGGCCACGUCUCGUCAGCGGCGACUGCCGACUCCCGGCGCGCCUCUGCCCCUCCACCGUCCAUCUAGUCAGCGGCGACCGGCGGCUUGACGCCCCACCGCCGCUGCCCUUCCUCAUCACCUCCACGUGUGGUCCCUUUGGUAAUAAAGUGAACAACAUCAGACAACGCUAAGACCCGCUGUCAAUCUCAUCAUCUCCUAGAGUUUGCUACAGUUGCCUUUUCCAACUCAUCGAUGGCUUCCUCCUCAUCCCCACGUCCACUCGAGCCUGUUGCUGACCUCCCAUCGUCCUGCAGUCCUGCAUCUCAUCAUCCGCUGAAGUUUAUAACUGAUGUUGGAUUAACUGUCUCUCAUGCUGAAAGGAAGGUUUCACCUUGCCAACAGGCUGAUGGUUCUCUGAGUGCUGAUGUAUUGGAGCCAGAGGUUACCCUUCCAGAGGAUAUCCUUUGGAAGAUACAUGCACUUAUGCCAAUGGAAGAUGCUGCUCGUGCUGCCUGCUUGUCUCAUAGUUUUCUUCACUCUUGGAGAUGCUAUCCCAAGCUCAUAUUUGAUAUGAGAGCACUUCGCAAACAAACAAAAGAUUUUAUCAACAGAGUUGACCACAUCAUGCAAAAUCACUCUGGCGUUGGGGUGGAGAUAUUUAAAUUGCAAACUCGCAAUGAUUUCAGUGUGCAUCCAAGUUAUCUUGAUCGCUGGCUAGAAGUUGCACUUACGCCUGGGAUAAAAGAAUUUGUGCUAGGGCUCCCCAUAGAAAACGAAAUGAAGUACAACUUUCCUGGUUCACUUUUAUCUCGCGAGCGGGCACACUCAAUUCAGUAUUUUCACCUCAGUAGCUGCUUGUUUCAUUCUGUAGGCAAAGUUGGUUGCUUGAGUAGUUUGAGGACUGUUCGUCUGCAUGAUGUUGGUAUUACUGAGGAGGAGUUGUGUCUUCUUCUGUCCAAUUCCUUCGCAUUAGAGCAUCUGGACCUCGAGUACUGCUAUGAUAUACGUUGCUUAAAGCUAUCACAUCUUUUGUCGAAGCUUAAUAGACUGGACGUGUACAGUUGCAAAUUGUUGCAGAUGAUAGAAUGCAGUGCUCCGAAAGUCUCCAUCCUCAGUUAUGAUGGCCCCACAAUACCUAUCUCUCUCGGAGGUUCAUUGCAAGUGAAGAAAAUGCAGAUGACAAGUACCGAUGUGCCUAACCUGCUCCAUUAUGCUAGUACCAAGCUUUUAUCCAUUGCGCCAAAUGUCGAAACUCUUUUUCUGUACUCACUUUAUGAGAAAGUCAAUACACCAAUGGUUUUGGGUAAAUUCCUGCACCUCAAGUAUUUGGAGAUAAAGCUUUUCAUACCAACUCGUUCUCCAGAUUACGACUUCUGCUCUUUGGUUUCUUUUCUUGAUGCUUCUCCCAACUUGAAGAUGUUUGUUUUGCGUGUAGAGGUGCCUACCAUAGAAUCUGGUUUUAUUCCUGGAGUCAAAAUUGGCGAAGACUUCUCAUUGGCAGGUUGCAUUCGGAAACACCGCCAUGGCAAGCUCAAAAGUGUGAUUAUCAAUGGCUUUCGCCCCUGGAAGACCAUGAUUGAACUAACUAGAUGUAUUCUUGGUUAUGCGACUUCACUAAAGCACCUUAUUCUGGACACCACCAACGGGUAUCAUAGGAGAAAGUUUGCCAAGUGUUUUCCUUUGGAUAAGGAUACAGUUAACGAAGCCCGAAAGGCUGUUGUGGCUAUCAGGACAUACAUCGAGGGGAAAGUUCCCCCAACAGUGAAAUUUAAGGUUCUUGAGCCCUGCAACUGCAGUAAGUGUUGGGUUCCGCUGUAAUGCUGUAUGGAUAACAUUUUUUCAUCUGUUUGAAAAUGUCACCUCGU
Molecule: messenger RNA, 2043 nt
Organism: Lolium rigidum
Lineage: Eukaryota; Viridiplantae; Streptophyta; Magnoliopsida; Poales; Poaceae
Product: F-box/LRR-repeat protein At3g26922-like
Exons: 6
Coding region: 431-1996 (521 amino acids)
Source: RefSeq, a predicted model, not a curated record